AUGUAUUAAUGUUUACUCCGUUUGCGUACGCGCUCUUCUUCGCCCUCCAUUGUCUAGCACACACGAGCAGACGAUGUGCAACAGCGCCCUCUGCGGUCACACUUCCUGAUGGGUCACAGCUUACGGCAUUGUUUUUAGAAACAAUGGAUCAGAAGAUUCCCUAUGAUGACUACCAGCUCCCAGUGGUAUUCCUGCCUUCUUAUGAGAACCCACCAGCAUGGAUAGCCCCACAGGAGCGGGUUCUUCACCCUGACUACAACAAUGAGCUCACCCAGUUCCUGCCCCGUACCAUUGUAUUAAAGAAACCUCCAGGAGCACAGCUGGGCUUCAACAUCCGUGGGGGCAAGGCAUCACAGUUGGGAAUCUUUAUAUCCAAGGUGGUUCCAGACUCAGAUGCCCACAGAGCAGGGCUGCAAGAGGGAGACCAGGUUCUUUCUGUGAAUGAGGUUGAUUUCCAAGACAUAGAGCACUCAAGAGCUGUAGAGAUUCUGAAGACUGCCCGAGAAAUACUGAUGAGGGUUCGCUUCUUUCCUUACAACUAUCAACGGCAGAAGGAGAGGACUGUACAUUAGGUGGCAGCAAUGAGAGAGUUGGACAGCCGCGGCACUGCACGUCAUUUCCCUUCCUCCUACAGACUCUGGCUUCCUGUCUGUCUCAGCUUCAAGAUAACUGAUGUAUGACAACUGACGUAUGACUCAGCCUCAUUCAAAGUGCUCCAUGUAAGAACAAUAUACUCUGUUAAAUAUUGGUUUCCUCUCUCACCCAGAUAUCUGAGGGCUCCCUUAUCUACUCUGAUACAUGAUUUCUACUCCAACAGGAUGUAUUCACAGGGAGUGAAGGGAGUUACCGUAUAAGCAUAAGCUCAAUAUACAUACAUAUAUAUUUCACAUUAUAAAUUAUGGAACUGAUACCUAUUUUUCUAUUCAAGCAUAGCAUUUAUAGACCCUGAAUACUUUAAUAAGGCAUUGCCUUUAUUCAUUUUUCUUUAAGUCCUAUAAUAAGAUGUUUCUACUGUUGUCCUAGACAUAUUUUGAUCAAAUACAGAGUAGCGCUCAUGUGUACUGUACACAUUUGCCUUGAUGACACUGAUAUAAAGUAGAGACACACAUACACUCAGUUGUUAGUAGGGGUGGAACGGUACACAGAAGUCACAGUUCGGUUCAGACAUCACGGUUUGGUACGAGUUUGGUACAAUGGAGGGAAAAGCAAAAAUGCAGAAGGCAAUUUUUAUUUUAUUUUUGUGCAUGUUUCAGGCUGUACCACCUAGUGUCAUACAGUCUCUCCCCUGAGCUAGCUGCAACAGCCUGAAGUGUGUAAAGUAAGAUGUAAACAAUAAGUACCCCACAUCAUCUCCAGACUCCAUCUGUAACUGUAAAGACAAUCGGCUAUAAAACUGAAAAUACAGCAUCUCUGUUUUCUGCAAAGAUUAACUAAAUUACCUGAUUAAUGCAACGUUAUCACAACGUCUCCCAGCCAUUUUUCACCACAGAAAGCUGCUCCCUGCCUGGCUAAAGCUAAUAUAGUUAGCCUUAAGAAACAAGGCGUCUGUCCCAACUAACGUUACGGUUCGGAACCGCAACGCUGGAAAGGUAAUACUAAUCUACAACAGCAGUCUGUGUAUAAAAUAACGUAAUUUACACUGAUUUAAGUGUUCUUGGAUACACAGUUUGUUGCUUGUUCUCUGGGUGAUGGCGUCGGAUAUGCGUUAGCAUGUUAGAUGUAGUUCCACUCACAUACCCAACAACGCCGACUCACAGUCCUCGUCUUAUCCACCACUCUCUCGCCUGUAGCCUACUACUGGAACUGACUGGGAAACCAAAGUUUUCCCAAACUUGUGAUCAUAAAGAGGCCGGCGGUUCCUCUAACUCUUGUGGGUCGCCACCACUCGCCAUACUCGUCCUUAGUACUGCUAUCUCUGACUCACUCACUGGACUGUCGACCUGACAAGGUGGAGCUCAGCUACAUAGGCGCCAAUCAGAGCUUCAGAGCUAGGGCGGGGCUACAGAUUAGGUGUCCCUAAAGAACCCGCGUAUCUAACGCACAAUUUCCACCAACUGCGGAACGGCUGCAGAUCCGCUCCGGAGCGGCGGCGGAGUCAACAGGUUUCCAUUAAAGUCAAAGUGUGUAUUUUCACUGACUGCGGAACGGCUGCAUUCCGACUCCGUCCCAGCUCUGGCGAGCUUCUAUUUUUGCCGGAUGCCGGAAAGCUCCGCAGCAGUUCAGCACAGGGCAGAUUGUGCGGGACAGGAAGUCAAGCACAGAAGCAAAAUAAAACAUCUGGUUAAUUUUCAAAAUAAAAUACAUUUAUAUAAACUACAUCCUGUUAUAUCGGGCAAUCCUACGUGAAAUCGCAAGAUCUCGUGGGUCCUCGUGACUUCAGCUGUCAGUCAUUACAUCAGCUCAGCAAUAUAUCCAACCAUCAUGAAAUAUAUAAUGUUCAGAUUUUUGUUUAAAACUGUUUGAUGAAAUCAUUUCAACUCAAGAUCCACUUACUGACUUUUCCUGGAGCUUUCAACUGCAAAUCACAGCUCUGUUUUUUUCUAAUGUCUCUUAUAUUAACUGGCAACUGAGUGUAUGUACUUUACAUGUAAAACAUUUUACAUAUUACUUGGAUUUACAGAGACAGCAGGGCCUUACGUACUGUAAGAGCAAAUGAUAAUGCAAGACUUCUGGUACAUGUAAAUAUCACUGAUUUAAAUAUCUCAAUAUAUAUCCAGUUUUUAAAUAUUUAACAAAUUUAUAAUUAUUUAGGGAAAUUAAGUUGUGUAAAUGUAGUUUAGAGACAGCUAUUGUGGGCUGAGUGUUUAUUAAAUACUGAAUACUCAAAUCUUGUUCAUGUUUCAUACAUAACCUGCUUCUAGGCUGGAUGAUAUUGUAAUUAUUGUAUGAACUGUAUAUUUUAGGUGCCAAACUGUUGACAAGUAUAACUUCUACCAUGCUAUUACAGUGCAUGAUAACGGCACACUGUGCCCUAGCUCUUAGUGUAAUGAUAAAGUCUGUAAUGUUUAUCUGUGUGCAGUAGAGACCCUGAUGCUAGCAAGAUUUCUUGAGAGAGAAAGAAAAUGUGCACACUUAACAUUUACAGAAAACAGUUGAAUAGCUCUGGGCUGUGCAGUAUACAGUAAAAUGUGUGUUUGUAUGCAAAUACCUGCCUGUUGCAUCUCAACACUGUUCUAUUCUUUUGUACACUAAUAAACUUUUGAACCAUAA
Messenger RNA from Perca fluviatilis (European perch), 3210 nucleotides. RefSeq names its product PDZ domain containing 11 (gene pdzd11). Bases 9 to 572 code for a protein of 187 amino acids. Lineage: Eukaryota; Metazoa; Chordata; Actinopteri; Perciformes; Percidae. Gene Ontology annotation, cellular component: synapse; basolateral plasma membrane; cell-cell junction. The record is from RefSeq and is a predicted model, not a curated record. Gene Ontology annotation, molecular function: protein binding. Gene Ontology annotation, biological process: neurotransmitter secretion; maintenance of epithelial cell apical/basal polarity; protein localization to basolateral plasma membrane. The transcript is spliced from 6 exons.